AUUCGCACGACUUUAUCAUUCUGUUGCACCACCACGACGUCACUUUGUUUUGCUUUUCUCUACUUACUCUUGCUUUUUGAUCAAAUAACGAACAACACCCUCUGUUGUACUAAUAUCAGCCCCAUCAAUUCAAGAGAACGUAAUCGAAAGACUUGACAACCACCCGAAUAAAUCUCUGUUGUUUUGUAAAUUUUAUCUACACCAUUAAAUUUUUCACUGCCACAACACUUUCACUUGAGAAGCAGUAAAAACAGCAGCAACUACACCUGCUCGCAGUCACAACCCCAGGAAGCAAGCACGAGGAGUUAGCAGGAAAAAAUCUUUUCCGUCAACAUGUAUCCUGAGUAAAAUCGUUCCCACCCCAGAGUUGUCAUGCAGAAUUGCAAGGACAGGAACAUUUGUAAUGCGCAUCCCCCAGAGAGGCAUUUUCAAUCGUGUUCUGGCAUUUGUAGUGCUGCAAACAGGAUAAGGGGAUGGCUUUGUCAUGCAGCUGUCCUUGCUAACCAGCACUACAAUACAGCGAGAAACUUGUCAUGCGUGAUUCCCAAAACUCCAGGAUUUGUGUUGCAGAGAUUCCAACCUAACUAUGGGGUGGGGACGUUUUUCCUCAGGAUAUUAUGCUUCGUGAAAGUCGGCAUGGCACGGCGGAGUUCGUCGCCGUACAUGACAACACGCACACCUCGGAGGAAAGCGGGGAAGACACCGCGAGCGCGAAAAAUCCCACCGCCCGGCUGCUGCUAUCAACUGCAAAACUGUCUGGGUCUGGAAGAUUGUCAAGUUUGUCAUGCAUAUUUUGAAUGACCCAUGAUGUUUGUGAUGCAUGCCCAAGCAUCACAGAUUUUUAGAGGAUUUUGUGAUGCCUCUACCGCAUGAGAAAUGCCCUCUCCGCGUAGCACAAAGCAGACUCCUCUUGCUGGUCAUGCAAUACAGAUUUUUCUAGAGUCCAGAGUUAGCAUCACAAGCUCCAACCCUCCAGACCCAGACGUUUUUGCACUUGAUAGCUGCAGGAUAUCGACGACGGCACCGCCAAGGCCGCCGCCGAUUUACUGCGGAACGGCACGAACUAUGCAUUGCAAAUAUGUCUGGGUCUGGAACAAACUUGUGACGCAAGAAAGGAUCGAGCGACCACUCUGUAAAAAUGCGGUGCCCAGCAUGACAAGUUUUUCCGUGGUUCUGAGUUGCGUACUCCGCAUGAGAAACUGCAUUUUUGCAGGACAGGCGAGAAGAGCUCUUCGUGGCCACGCAAUACAGGUUUAUUUCCGGGUCAUACCAGACUAGCAUGGCAAAUAUCGCAAUCUCCCAGACCCAGAGAUAUUUGCACUUGAUACGCACGGAAUGGGGAUGGUUCCCCUCGUCGCUCCGCCGUUGCUGCCGCCCAACAAAAAACUGGGCGGCGGCGGGAGUACCACCGCCCCCACCGGGGUCGUGGGGAAGGCCUGCGUCUGGAUGCUUUUCGGCACGCUGGUCGUGUUCUUGAUCAUUUUCGCCGGCGUCUCACAGUCGACGGCGUUGCAGAAGCUGGUACCAUAGGCCGGUUUUUAUCCCUAGUUUUUGAUUUACUUCUUGUGGAUCCUGUGAUUUAGCUUUACAUAUACAAUAUCCGAUGGCCCCCGCUUGGCCUAGUGGGGUGCAAUUCUUAUGUCAAUAUCUUCUGUUGGACGAAACAGAAAUAAAUAGAAUUAGUAACUAACUUCAAAAAAUAAACCCAGUUCCCGCCGCUGGCUGAUUUGAUGAAGUUGUACGCUUGGCCACGCUCGACCAAGAAGACGAAUCACGCGAAUUUUUUGGCGCAGCGUGAUGUAUCCAAUGCAAAACUGUCUGGUCGUUCUGGAGAGCUGGAACUUGUGAUGAUGUUUUUGGAUUGCAAAAAAAUCUGUCUUGCCUGAGCAGCACGAGAAGGAUACUUUUUGUAUACGCGGAGGACGGGGCAUUCGCAUUUUUCAUAAUGCGGGAUAGGCAUCAAGAAGCACCGAAAAGAUCCGUGAUGCCAGGGAAUACAUCACAGACGUCGUAUGUCAUGUAAAAUUUGCAUGAGAUAGAAGCUGCAACCUGUCAGACCCUCCAGACAUGUUUGCAACGCAUAGCGUGACACAGCGGACGAUUCUCCGUUAGAUGAAGAGGCGGAGCCCCGCGGCGUGCCCGAAGUGGGUGUGUGGAAGGAAUCUGGCGUGCAGACGGAGAACCGAUGCGCCGGCUGCAAGGACAGUAGCGAUGUAUGCAUUGCAAAUGAUAUAUCUGGGUCUGGAUCAUUAUUUCUGAUGCGAGCAUUGAAGGACAGCAAGAUCUGUGAUGCAUGGAUGCUAGUAUCGUGGCACACUCUUUUGUCGUGCUGGGUACUGCAGUUUGUAAUGCUAAAGAGUAAUAAAGAAUCCGGCGCAAGAAGUUAAGGAAAAUAACUUCCCAUGCUGUUAUGCCGAACAAGCGGCAACGCUGCAAUGCAGGUAUCAGCAGCACAGAUUUCCCGACGUCCAGACAUACUUGCAUUCCAUACGACGACGACGGGGACGACUCCGCGGACGACGAGGCGGCUGGGAACUAUGAAUCUGUCAGGAUUUUUGAAAUCGUCAAAGUUGAGAUGGUUUGUCAUGCAGAAAAUGCAAGGCAUGAAGUGCCUGUCUUGCCGGGAUGGCAAGUGAGGCAGAUUGUGAGCCUAUUUAGGGUUUGGGAUAGAGCUGCUAAAGGAGCAUGACAAAAGGGCUCUUCUGUGCCCAAACAGCAUGACAAAUUGGAUUUCGGUGCUCCGAAAAUUUGUCAUGCGCCGCUUGAAAAUUGGUCUUCCAACUGGUAUCCAUUUUAUGCAUGACAAAUCAUUUCAACUUUGUCGAUAUCAAACCUGACGCUUCCAUAGAAACCCCGACCAGUUGGCGCCCCGCGGCACCGCGCUGCCCGAGGUCGCGGCCGCCGGCGCUGCCACGGGGGGGCAGGGUUCGUUUCUGGACGUCGGCAAAAAGGUGCAAGUGGGCUCGCCGGAGGUCGGCCAGGCUGCAAUCAAAUUCCUUGAGAAUUUACCCCCUGCAAAAGCAUCGUUCCCUGUUGUCGGACUGCGCCUCAUUUUCCUAUCACUUAGCUUACUUAAGUACCGAAUUUACGUUUGUUUGGGAAACGACUCGUGCCGCCGGUAGAAGUCGCUCGAAUGCACAUCGCCGAGGCCCGCUCGGCCGAGCUCACACAAAGGAAAAAAUACAUAACCCCUAUGGCCAGCUGCACUCCAAAUAAUAACUGCACCUUGUGAUAAACCUGGCAUGAAAUCUUUUUGAAAUGCAAUGGAUGCUGGUGCGAUGCUUUAUACACUGCAUAGAACUUUGCCCAGCAACUGCUCGCAAAUGAGCAGCUUCGAGCAAAGGCUGCAAAUGUGGGCGGCAUCCUGAUUGACCGAGCCAUCGAUGCUCUGUUUUAUCCCACGAAAAAACUGCUAUCACUCUGAUGAUUUUGCAAGUUUUGCAGCGCAAGGAGUCUGUUCUACAUGAUAAAGGAAGUUCGCCAUGCGAGCUUCCUAAGGGGAAAGCACGUCUGCAAAUGCAUUAUCUUGCAUGCGUAGCAAGACAAACACGUCUGCGAUGCACGACUUUCUGCAUUAUUAAGAAGCAGUUUUUUCUUGCGAUAUGUUCGGUGACCCGAACAACGGCGUGGAGCCUGACAACCUGGACAACGCUAGCGCGCAGGAAAUUGCCAAUUGGAUUGCAAUAUCAACUGCAAAUAACAUGUCCCGGUCUGGAAAGACGUUUUCAUGCUAUCAGUGAUGGACAGGACGAGGGCGACAUUGACACGCACAUUCGUUCAUCACUCUAACCCCACCGCCACGGUCUGAUAAAUUUUCGAUACGCCCCUGUGUAUUUAUUGACUCCGCAUCACAAGUCGCUACCUUGCAUGACAAAGAAGCCUGGCUUUCGCGCAACAGGUAUGACAGAAUCCACAUAAGUACUUGCAUAGCCGAGCUCUAGUACAAGUCUCCCAAUAUUAUAGUUCCAGACCACCCAGGGGGCAUAUUUGCAAGGCAUCUGCAGCGAACAAGCAGUUCGUGGCCAACCCGCAGAAGGAGGAGGCGGCGGCCGGGAACGACCCAGCUCUGAUCGAGUACAAGAUUGAGAAGGAGUAUCAGAGUGCGCAACAACUCCACCUCCUUAUCCGCCUCGUUUUAUUUCACGGAAAAUGCAAAACCCAGUCUCGGCUUUUUGGCCGUGUUUGUAUGGCAAGCUCUGGAACAAGAAACCCAGACUGAACUACUAGUACAGGACUCAGGAGGACGGCACAGAUUUGUCAUGCAACGACUUCUUUUUGAGUUGUUUUCUACUCCUGCAAGCCCACUUCAAAGGAACAGGAGGGGAACGACGAGUUGUGCACUCGUAUAAGGAACGCCAAAAACUCGGCGGAGACCCGCCGCGGAAGGAGCUGCACGGCGAAGAACGGGUCAAGAAGUUGGAAACAACUCAGCACGAGGAGUCGAAAGGCUUUUUCGAGUCGCUCGGACUCACUGGCGGGAUGGCUGGCGGGAUGGGAGGCGUGGGAGGCCUGGCGGUGUAUGCAUCAAAUAUCGAAGAUCUGGGUCUGGAACACCAAGCUUGCCGUGCUAUAGUUUGUAUUUCUCUUGUGGGGGGUUCACUCCUGCACAGAUCAGUAGGACAAGUUGUGCUGCUGCUACGUUUGUUUCUUGCGGAUCGAUAG
This is a messenger RNA of Amoebophrya sp. A120, 4662 nucleotides long. The record is from the annotation of a GenBank genome assembly. Lineage: Eukaryota; Dinophyceae; Syndiniales; Amoebophryaceae.